GGCACCGAGGGAGAGCCUGAGGAGGCUCCAGCCCGGCCCAGUGUGACCAGCACUGACCCCCGGCCCAGCCCUGGCUGCAGCUGCGGCUGCCACAGCACUCGGCCAGAGAGGACACCCAGGGUGACACCGCAGGUCAUUGAUAUCUGGGACCAGGGGACCUGCUGGACGGCUAUGAAGAGCUCUGUGCUCUGAGUGAACAAAGCCACCGUGGGCCCGGAGACGCAGAAGUGACUUCCAGAGGAUCAUCUCAGAAGCUCAGCCUGUAGGGUGGAGAACUUGUAAUCUGUUUGUGCUGACCCCAGAAAACUGAGCAAAGCAUCAUGAGCAGCCAUCAGACAGUAAAAAUCUUCAAGAAAUCUUCUAUCCCAGGAGUUGUUAUCACCCAGUUUGUGAAUGAUGUUCCAGAAGGAUGCAGUACACCUGAUUUUGAGAAGAAACCACUCACUCUGACACUGCAGGAAGGUAAAAAUGCCAUUUUCAGAGCUGUGGUCAAAGGUGUCCCAGCCCCUGAGGUGAAAUGGUCGCGUACACGGAAAGGAAUGGAUGAUCCUGCCAAAUAUGAAAUGUCCUUCAACAGUGCUACAAAUGAAUUCAUUCUGCAGAUCAAGAGCCUGGUUCUGGAUGACAGUGAUUUGUAUCGCUGCUAUGCUGUCAAUGCCUACGGAGAGGCCUCGUGCUCUGCUGGCCUCAGGAUCAUCCAAGUUGGCUUUAAGAGGAAGGCAAAAUAUGUUCCUGUUCAUGCUGCUGAUGAGCUCAGGAAGACACUCCUGGAGUCCAAGAAGCUGCUGAGGAAGAGGGUCGUAGCACCAAAACCAAAGCCCCUGGACAAAGAAGCUGUGUGGCAGCUGUUGCUGCAUGCAGAUAAGAGAGAUUAUGAGAAAAUCUGUAUGAAAUAUGGAAUUGUUGACUUCCGUGGGAUGCUGAGGAAGCUGCAGGAGAUAAGGAAGGACACAGAGACUGAACAAGACAAGUUCAUUCACAGUCUCAGAAACUUUGAACACAUCAAAGUCAACAAGGAGGGAAAUGCUACGUUCAGCCUGGAGAUGGAGCUGAAAAGCAGAAACAGCAAGGUUUACCUGCUCAAGGACGGCGAGCGGCUCCGGUACGGGACAGGGGACGAGUACAGGAAGCACUGCCUGAGGAGAGUUGGGAGAAGGUACCGCUUCACUAUCAAUGAUGUGCAGCCAGAGGAUGCAGGGGUGUACCAGGUCAGGGUGGAGGACAUCCCCAUCUUCUCAACUGAACUGGAUGCUCAAGCCAUCCCGGUGCGGUUCCGGCAGCCGCUCUCCGACGUGCGCUGUGCCGAGGCUGGGGACGCUGAGUUCCAGUGUGUGCUGUGCACGCCCUGCCACGAGCCCCUGUGGCUGCACAAAAGCCACCUCCUCCAGGCCAGUGACAAGCACCAGAUCUCUGUGACACCUGAUGGCCUGACCCACAAGCUGAUUGUCAGGAAUGCGGUGCCCUCGGACAGUGGCCUGUACACACUCGACGCGGGACAGGGCUCCUCCAGUGCCUGGCUCCUCGUGGAGUAUGCCAAAGGAAAGAGGAGACAGGAUGAAGGAGAAAAGAUUGAAAGGGAGACAUCUGAGUGGCUGAAAGAAACAAUGGCAGACAAUGAAAGGGCAAGGAAGCUUCGGCGCCAAGAACAAGCUGGUGAUGAAGAUCAUCCUUCCUUUUCUACAUCCCCUCGUGUGGAGAAAACUGGCUGGUACAGAACUGGCCAAGGCAGCAGCCAAGGCAGGGGCCAAGGACACUCCAUUGAUCCUGAUGAUGGAAGCCAAAGAUUUUUGGGAAAAGAGGGGCUACGCAAAACCCACAUAAAUGGAGAGAUGGGAUCUGGGCAGUUUUCUGGAGCAGGUCUAGAUGGAGACUCAGGGGCCAAUGAUGGCAGCACCUUUGGACUAAAAGGCUUAGGAGGCAGAAGUGGGUUAAGGGCUGUCCAUGGUAUGGACGCUGUCUCAGGCAGAGCAGGUCCUGGUGGUGCAGUAGGAGGGGCAGGCGAAUGGAAUUCUGUGGAUGGCAGAGGUGAGGGUGUGCUGGGUGCUGUUAACAUUGACAUGGAUGAUGGAGAAGGUUUGGGCUCUCAGCAUGACAAGGAUGGGAAUUUAGGUGAUGCCAGUUACAGAGCUGGUUUUGGGGGUGCUGGGAGGUUGGGUGGUGGAAGUUCUGUGCCAGAUGGGCUUGAUCCUGAUUCAACUGGAGUGGGAGCCAGUGUGGGUGAUCUGUUCAGCAGGACUCAUCCAGGAACUGGAGCUGGGGGAGAUGCUGCAGGUGCUGGAAUGGCAGGAAGAAUGAGGUCCCACCAUGGCAAGGAUGGGCAUCCCACUGUGGGUGAUAAGAACGGAGCAGGUAUAAACAGAGAGGGACAAACAGGGACUCCCUAUGGCCUGACACCUCAUGCCAGUGGUCAGUUAGGGCAGGCAGAAAGGUCUGGCUCUCUGUAUGUGCCAGGAGGCCUUCCAGGUGGAGAUAGGGCUAUUGCUGGUGCAGGUGGAAAUUUCACAGGAGAAAUGGAGGCUUUAUAUGGUCCAGAUGGUCAGGCACUGGGAGCAGGUGCUGGUGGUGCUGGUGGGGCUGGUGUAGGGGGAUUUGGAGCUCCCUAUGGGAAGGAUGGUCUCCCAGCUGGGGCUGGUGGUACUGGAGCACGGGGACUUGGAUCUCCAUAUGGAAAGGAUGGUCUCCCAGUUGGAGCAGGCAUUGGUGGGGCUGGUACAGGCGGAUUUGGAGCUCCCUAUGGAAAGGAUGGUCUCCCAGUUGGAGCAGGUGCUGGUGUUGGUGGUACUGCUGGUGCAGGGGUAUUUGGAUCUCCCUAUGGAAAGGAUGGUCUCCCAGUUGGAGCAGGCAUUGGUGGGGCUGGUGUUGGUGGUACUGCUGGUGCUGGUGCAGGGGUAUUUGGAUCUCCCUAUGGAAAGGAUGGCCUCCCAGUUGGAGGAGGUGCUGGUGGGGCUGGUGGUGCAGGCGGACUUGGAGCUCCCUAUGGAAAGGAUGGUCUCCCAGUUGGAGUAGGCACUGGUGCAGCUGGUGGUGCAGGCGGACUUGGAGCUCCCUAUGGAAAGGAUGGUCUCCCAGUUGGAGUAGGCACUGGUGCAGCUGGUGGUGCAGGAGGACUUGGAUCUCCCUAUGGAAAGGAUGGUCUCCCAGUUGGAGUAGGCACUGGUGGGGCUGGUGGUGCAGGAGGACUUGGAGCUCCCUAUGGAAAGGAUGGUGUCCCAGUUGGAGUAGGCACUGGUGGGGCUGGUGGUGCAGGAGGACUUGGAGCUCCCUAUGGAAAGGAUGGUCUCCCAGCUGGAGCAGGUGCUGGUGGGGCUGGUACAGGCGGAUUUGGAGCUCCCUAUGGAAAGGAUGGUCUCCCAGCUGGAGCAGGUGCUGGUGGUGCAGGGGGAUUUGGGGAGGCUUUGUAUGGUCCAGAUGGUCGGCCACUUGGAGCAGGUGUUGGUGGUACUGCUGGUGCUGGUGCAGGGGUAUUUGGAUCUCCCUAUGGAAAGGAUGGCCUCCCAGUUGGAGCAGGCAUUGGUGGGGCUGGUGGUGCAGGAGGACUUGGAGCUCCCUAUGGAAAGGAUGGUCUCCCAGUUGGAGUAGGCACUGGUGCAGCUGGUGUAGGGGGACUUGGAGCUCCCUAUGGAAAGGAUGGUGUCCCAGUUGGAGCAGGCACUGGUGGGGCUGGUGGUGCAGGAGGACUUGGAGCUCCCUAUGGAAAGGAUGAUGUCCCAGUUGGAGCAGGCAUUGGUGGGGCUGGUGGUGCAGGGGGACUUGGAGCUCCCUAUGGAAAGGAUGGUGUCCCAGUUGGAGCAGGCACUGGUGGGGCUGGUGGUGCAGGGGCACUUGGAGCUCCCUAUGGAAAGGAUGGUCUCCAGUUUGGGGCUGGUGGGGCUGGUGAAGGGGGAUUUGGAGAGCCUUUGUAUGGUCCAGAUGGUAAGCAGCUUGGAGCAGGUGUUGGUGCAGCUGGUGCUGCAAGUGCAAGGGGACUUGGAGCUCCCUAUGGAAAGGAUGGUCUCCCAGUUGGAGGAGGUGCUGGUGGGGCUGGUGGGGCGGAUGCAGGGGGACUUGGAGGUCCCUAUGGAAAGGAUGGCCUCCCAGUUGCAGCAGGUGCUGGUGGGGCUGGUGGUGCAGGGGGACCUGGAGCUCCAUAUGGAAAGGAUGGUCUCCCAGCUGGAGCAGGUGCUGGUGGGGCUGGUACAGGCGGAUUUGGAGCUCCCUAUGGAAAGGAUGGUCUCCCAGUUGGAGCAGGCAUUGGUGGUGCAGGGGGAUUUGGGGAGGCUUUGUAUGGUCCAGAUGGUCGGCCACUUGGAGCAGGUGUUGGUGGUACUGCUGGUGCUGGUGCAGGGGGACUUGGAUCUCCCUAUGGAAAGGAUGGCCUCCCAGUUGGAGCAGGGGCUGGUGGGGCUGGUGGUGCAGGAGGACUUGGAGCUCCAUAUGGAAAGGAUGGUCUCCCAGUUGGAGCAGGCAUUGGUGGGGCUGGUGGUGCAGGAGGACUUGGAUCUCCCUAUGGAAAGGAUGGUGUCCCAGUUGGAGCAGGCAUUGGUGGGGCUGGUGUUGGUGGUACUGCUGGUGCUGGUGCAGGGGGACUUGGAUCUCCCUAUGGAAAGGAUGGCCUCCCAGUUGGAGCAGGGGCUGGUGGGGCUGGUGGUGCAGGAGGACUUGGAGCUCCAUAUGGAAAGGAUGGUCUCCCAGUUGGAGCAGGCAUUGGUGGGGCUGGUGGUGCAGGAGGACUUGGAUCUCCCUAUGGAAAGGAUGGUCUCCCAGUUGGAACAGGUGCUGGUGGGGCUGGUACAGGCGGAUUUGGAGCUCCCUAUGGAAAGGAUGGUCUCCCAGUUGGAGCAGGUGCUGGUGGUGCUGGUGGUGCAGGGGGACUUGGAGCUCCCUAUGGAAAGGAUGGCCUCCCAGUUGGAGCAGGUGCUGGUGGGGCUGGUGGUGCAGGCAGACUUGGAGCUCCCUAUGGAAAGGAUGGCCUCCCAGUUGGAGCAGGGGCUGGUGGUGCUGGUGGUGCAGGGGGACUUGGAGCUCCCUAUGGAAAGGAUGGCCUCCCAGUUGGAGCAGGCACUGGUGGGGCUGGUGGUGCAGGGGGACUUGGAUCUCCCUAUGGAAAGGAUGGUCUCCCAGUUGGGGCUGGUGUUGGUGGUGCUGGUGCAGCUGGUGUAGGGGGACUUGGAUCUCCCUAUGGAAAGGAUGGUCUCCCAGUUGGAGCAGGUGCUGGUGGUGCAGGGGGAUUUGGGGAGGCUUUGUAUGGUCCAGAUGGUCGGCCACUUGGAGCAGGUGUUGGUGGUACUGCUGGUGCUGGUGCAGGGGUAUUUGGAUCUCCCUAUGGAAAGGAUGGCCUCCCAGUUGGAGCAGGGGCUGGUGGGGCUGGUGGUGUAGGGGGACUUGGAGCUCCCUAUGGAAAGGAUGGCCUCCCAGUUGGAGCAGGGGCUGGUGGGGCUGGUGGUGCAGGCGGACUUGGAGCUCCCUAUGGAAAGGAUGGCCUCCCAGUUGGAGCAGGGGCUGGUGGGGCUGGUGGUGUAGGGGGACUUGGAUCUCCCUAUGGAAAGGAUGGUCUCCCAGUUGGAGCAGGCAUUGGUGGGGCUGGUGCUGGUGCAGGAGGACUUGGAGCUCCCUAUGGAAAGGAUGGUCUCCCAGUUGGAGCAGGUUCUGGUGGGGCUGGUGGUGCGGGAGGACUUGGAGCUCCAUAUGGAAAGGAUGGUCUCCCAGCUGGAGCAGGGGCUGGUGGGGCUGGUACAGGCGGAUUUGGAGCUCCCUAUGGAAAGGAUGGUCUCCCAGUUGGAACAGGCACUGGUGGGGCUGGUGGUGCAGGGGGACUUGGAGCUCCCUAUGGAAAGGAUGGUCUCCCAGUUGGGGCUGGUGGUGCUGGUGGUGCAGGAGGAUUUGGAGAGCCUUUGUAUGGUCCAGAUGGUCGGCCAUCUGGAGCAGGUGUUGGUGGUGCUGGUGCAGCUGGUGUAGGGGGACUUGGAUCUCCCUAUGGAAAGGAUGGUCUCCCAGCUGGGGCUGGUGGUGGUGGUGCAGGGGCAGUCAGGGGUCCCUAUGGAAAGGAUGGUCUCCCAGCUGGGGCUGGUGGUGGUGGUGCAGGGGCAGUCAGGGGUCCCUAUGGAAAGGAUGGUCUCCCAGCUGGGGCUGCUGGUGGUGGUGCAGGGGCAGUCAGGGGUCCCUAUGGAAAGGAUGGUCUCCCAGCUGGGGCUGCUGGUGGUGGUGCAGGGGCAGUCAGGGGUCCCUAUGGAAAGGAUGGUCUCCCAGCUGGGGCUGCUGGUGGUGGUGCAGGGGCAGUCAGGGGUCCCUAUGGAAAGGAUGGUCUCCCAGCUGGGGCUGCUGGUGGUGGUGCGGGGGGAGCUGGAGUUCUCUAUGGAAAAGAUGGUUUCCCAGCUGGGGCUGUGGCAGGAGCUGCUCAUUUUCCUCCUGGAGGUGAGGAAGCGAUGGGAUCUGGCCGUGGCAGGGAUGCCACGCUGAGCAGAGCUCUGGGAUAUGCAGGUGGAGGAGGAGGAGAGGGCUUUUCUGGGGAAGGCUCAGCACUGUGGGGUGCAGGGUCUCUCUAUGGCAAGGACAGAGGGUCAGCUGUAGCCAGGGCCGGUGCAAGUGGCAUUGGGAGGUUGGGAGGGGAUGAACAGGAUUCAGUCCGUGGUAAAGGAGGUGUGGGAGGUGCUGGUGGACCAGAUGGUGGGUAUGGGCUGGAUGCACGUCUUGGCAGAUCUUUGGGAGGUGAAACUGGAAAGGGCACUGCCAGUGAUGUCAGAGGGCCAGGGAACAAAGGUUCAGCUGAUGACAGAGGGUCCCUGUCAGGUCCAGAAGGAGCCAGGGGAGAGGGCAGAGAUUUUGGACAGUUGGGCUCCCUUGAUGGCACAAAUUCUGCCUUUGGAGGGGCAGGGAGUAAAUCCCAUGACAGAUCUGUUGACGGGAGUAGUUCAGGUGGGUUUGGUCAAGGUCCACUGAGUUAUGGCCAGAUGGCAGGUCCUUUUGGUGGACCUCCUUCAGCAAACCAGAGAAAGCAGGAACCUGACCUGGAUCUUAAAGCAAAUGAUUCCCUGAACAGCACAGAAAGCACAGGCCAAAGGAAACGGAGUGCCCUGGAUGAUCUCAAAGUGCCACGCUGUUACCUCAACAAGCAGCUGGCAACCAUGCGAGUGCUGAAGGGGGACCCAGCUGAGCUGUCCUGCACUGUCAGCAGGGACAAUGUGACAGGAACCUGGUUUAAGGAUGGCCUAAAGUUAACAAGCAUGGAUGGAGUCAUCUUUGAAAAGAAAGGUCUUGUCCACAAACUAAUCAUUAACAAAGCUGAAGAUAUUCAUGCUGGGAAAUACAGGUUUGAAGGUGGAGAUGUAAAAACUGAAGCUUCAAUUUUUGUUGAAGAUCCUCCCCAGGUGGACAAAGUCCUCCUCAAGAACUUGACCAGUGUCCCCAUGGUGGCCAAGGCCGGGGAGGGGCUGAAGCUGCGGAUCCCAUUUGAGGGCCGGGGGCCCAUCAGGGCCACAUGGCUGAAGGACAGGAUGGAGCUGGGGGAUGACACCAGGAUCCGUGUGGACAAGACAGACACCUGCACCACACUGUCCAUCUCCAGCUGUGACAGGAGGGACUGUGGAGAUUACAAAGUCAGGCUCAAGAACGACAGUGGCAUCCUGGAGAUCAACCUAGAGCUCGUGGUGAUAGACAAGCCACAGCCCCCAGCAGGACCCAUCAAAAUUGUAGAAAGCUCCGCCAGCAACAUCACAAUCCAGUGGAAGCCCCCAAAGGACGAUGGGGGCAAACCAGUGCAAAGGUACCUCGUGGAGAGGCAGCAGAUGGGCAGGAACAACUGGGAGACUUUGGGAGAAACCCCCAGGAGCUGCACCAGCUUCACCACAAGCAAAGUGGAGGAAGAGAUGAGCUACUACUUCAGGGUGAGGGCCAUGAAUGCCGAGGGAGUGAGCGACGCGCUGGAGUCGGGGGAAGUGAAGGCUGCUGGUAAAGCUUCUCCUGGUGCCCCAGAUCCCCCCAAGAUCAUCAGUGCCAGCAGAGACACCAUCACCAUAUCCUGGAAAGCUCCUUGCAAAACUGGCACUUCCCAAAUUAUGGGAUACAUUGUUCAGAAACGCAAGAAGGGCACUGUGACCUGGCUGCCAGUUACCAGCAUGCCUGUCAAAGACAAGAAGCUGAAGGUGACCGGCCUCAAGGAGGGUGUGCAGUACGAGUUCCGGGUGGCAGCUGUCAAUGCUGCUGGCACGGGACAGCCCAGUGACCCCUCCGAGCCCUCCUUUGCCCAGGACCCCACCAAAUCUCCAGGCCAAGUGCAGGACCUUAAAGUGAGCAGCAGUGACAGCACCAGUGUCACCUUGACAUGGAACAAACCUGAAGUACAAGAUGGGAAUGAUGUGAAAGGCUACGAGGUGGAGAAGAGGCCCUGUAACAGCCUCAGCUGGACCAAAUGCUUCACCCUCCCUGCAGAGAGCACCUCGUGCAGGGUUCAGGGGCUGCGGGCCGGGGAGAAGCUGUUCCUGCGCGUGAGGGCCCUCAGCGACAGCGGCCCCGGAGAGGCCUCCGAGCUCGAGGCUUGUGCUGGAGCUGCUGCUCCUGUGGUCUCUCCCAGAUUACUGAUAGAUGACACAGUGAAAAGGUUCCUGGUUAUAAAAGCAGGGAAUCCCAUCCGGGUGAAGAUUCCCUUUGAGGGGUCUCCAGAGCCAGUGGUGACCUGGUUAAAGGAUGGACUCCCCCUUCCCAGCCGGGCUGCUGUGAACACCGAGGAUGGAAGCACCCAGCUGCUGCUCAGGGCAGCUGAGCUCAGUGAUAGUGGCACCUACACUGUGGAGCUUGGGAAUGGGCUGGGGAAAAGGGAAACCUUCAGCUUCCAGGUUCAAAUUACAGACAUCCCUCAGCCCCCUGGAGCCAUCCGGCUGGAGGAGAAUGUGCCCAAUACAGUGACAGUGACCUGGGACCCCUCAGCAUCUGAGAAGUGGGAGAAGAACCUGUAUUACACUGUCCUGAAACGGGAAUCCCAGAAGGGUCUGUGGCAUGUGCUGGGGGACCUGAUCUACAACAACAAGUUCACCUUCACCACGGUGGUCCCAGGCAGGGAUUAUUACUUCAGGGUCGUGGCAAAAAACGACCUGGGAGCCAGUGAUCCCUCAGAGACUGUGAAGCCCUGGAGGAUCUGGAAAACAAAGGCUGAAUUUCGAGUGAAAGCACCGAAAUACAGGGGAGUUAACCAGAACCAGCCCCCGAGGUUCCUGGUGCCGCUGAAGCCGCACGUGGUGGUGACGGGCAGCGAAUGCCACAUGAGCUGCGCCGUUGGAGGCCACCCCCCGCCCAAAAUCACAUGGUACAAGGACAGCAGAGACCUCUCCGGAGAUCCCAACUACUUCUGCACGAACGACUUCGGAGUGUGCUCCCUGGUGGUGCUGGGGGUCACCAAGCAGGAUGAGGGCGAGUAUAUGGUGGAAGCCAGCAAUGAAGCGGGCCGUGCCUUCAGCAAAGCCUUCCUCGCCAUCAAAGACUCCUCCCUGUAGCGUGGCCCUGCUGAGAGCAUCCCUGCACAGCUCCGAGGAUGAGAAGGUUGUGGUGAGGACUGGUCCAAAUGAGGGCUGUGCGUUCAUUGUCACGUGUUCAUUACAGUCAGAGGGGGUUAUUUUUCAGAUUCAGUAAUUGCACUUUGAACAUGAUGCUGCGUUGUCAUCAAAACUGGGGGAAAAAAGCUUUAAGAGCAUUGUAUUUUUUUUUUUAAUGAUCAGGCUUCCCAUGAGACCUUUAAAACACAGCUUAGAAACUUCAGGAACGCAGAAGAUGAGAGGAAAAAUAAUUGGCCAAAAUGAAACUUUCCGUGGAGAACACAGGUGGGAGAGACCCUCCUGCCACACCACUCACCUGCAACAAGGACAUUUCUGGACACCAGGGACCUCUGGUCCUUUCACACAUGCUUUUUUAAGCCAAAACAAUCACUUUGGAUUCCAUGUGAUUCUCAGCAGGUUUCCCAAAUCUGGCAGAAGCAGUUCUGGAUCUGUUCUACUACCAGUAGCAGCUAAGUAGAUUAUCUUCCCUAAUCUCUAAGUUAAAAAGAGCAUCUGCUUGCUCAUUUUAUCUGGGCAGGAGAUGAAAUCUCAGACCAGCCUGGCAUGGAGUAGGUGAAACUCCCAGUGCAAAUGCACUGGUGGGAAGGACUGGAAGUCUACAACCAGUGUGUGAGCAGAGCAACUCCCAAAACCCUCAGCACAAAGGCUGUGCCAGUCCUGAACCACCCCCAGCAUCACCUGCGCAUCCCAACUGCCCGUGGUCAUGGCACUGCUGGGAGGCUUUUGCCUCCUGCAGAAAGAGGUGAAAAAUCCUUCCUGUCUGACCAGAAAUGCGAGGUACCCUGAGGGACCUCCUGCCGUGGCCAGGGGUUCCCCUCACUGCACCUGGACAGCAAAAUGUUCUGGUGGCUGUAGGAAGGUGUCACAGCCAAGGUACUUUGUGACAGGAGAGAGCAGAGCCAAACUCAGCUGUGGGGCUGGAAUGUUCCUCUGAUUACAUUUUGUACAAUGUUGUACGGAUGUAGCAGCAGUAGUAGAUUAUGAAAUUAAAUCACAAUUCAGUAAAAUCUA
Molecule: messenger RNA, 10532 nt
Organism: Corvus hawaiiensis (hawaiian crow)
Lineage: Eukaryota; Metazoa; Chordata; Aves; Passeriformes; Corvidae
Gene: IGFN1
Product: immunoglobulin like and fibronectin type III domain containing 1
Exons: 30
Coding region: 321-9461 (3046 amino acids)
Molecular function (GO): protein binding
Source: RefSeq, a predicted model, not a curated record